Molecule: messenger RNA, 2511 nt
Organism: Brassica napus (rape)
Lineage: Eukaryota; Viridiplantae; Streptophyta; Magnoliopsida; Brassicales; Brassicaceae
Exons: 1
Coding region: 1568-2128 (186 amino acids)
Molecular function (GO): zinc ion binding
Source: RefSeq, a predicted model, not a curated record
AGCUGGACAAGUAUCUCAAAGACGAGCUGUACGUACAAGUUGAAAAUGACUUGGGGCUUCCAUUUAAUCUUUUAGACUGGUGGAAGACAAACAGCUCAAAAUACCCAAUUAUGUCUCUAAUGGCCAGAGAAAUUCUUGCUAUACCAGUAUCUUCUGUUGCAUCUGAGUGUGCUUUUAGCACUGGAAGUCGUAUUUUAGACCAGUAUCGAAGUUGUUUGACUCCUGAUAUGGUUGAAGCGUUGGUUUUGACCCAAGACUGGUUACGUGCAUCACUUCGUUCAGAAGCAAUAAAGACUCUUGAAAAUCUAGAAGAAGAAAACCAAUUCAUGGAUUCAGGUAUUUUAGUUUGUUUUUUUUAAGAAUCCUAAGUGAGUAAAGUCUCACAAUCUCCCAUAUAUGAACUAAUAUCUUUUUUUUUUAAUUUGAAUUUGUUAGAGUUUCAUCCUCAAUCUCAGAAUGAAAGUGAGCUUCACCCGUCUCUGUAAGCGUAAAACGGUAAGCUUUGCUAAGGUUAUAUUAGUUUUAUAUAAUGCUUAAUGGUUCUAUAUAAGAUAUGAAUAUUGGUUUGAACGAUUAUCAUCUUUAAGUUAUUGUCUUGUUGCAGAUUAUUGUUGGGGGCAUGAGAAAGACGUCUGGAUUUUCCUUUUUUUCUCUUUAUAGUUAAAUUGGGUUUUUGAUUUUUGUUUGGCUUUAUAAUUUAGUGAAGAUCUGUUUUACGUUGGACCAUAUUUGGUAUUUAGUUUUUGGAUACAUUGUUUUUUGACGUUUAGUAAUGGGGGUUUUUAGCUAAGACCAUCCGCAACGGGGUCCGUGUGUGAUCCUUAGCGAGUCCGUCGCAUUAUAAAAAUAAUAUACGAGCCAAAAAAGGGAAGGAUUAGUCCGUAACUAAGGAUUAAACGGACUUGAUCCUUAGCGACGUGUCAUAACCUGAGUGGUCCGGUCGGUUUUCGUCUUUGCUCUAUCAAAAAAAAAUUAAAACAUUUGCGACCGAAGCCGAGAAAAAAAAAUAGCUCUCGACGAAAGACGAUUUGUGGCGAUUUCGAUCCGUCCCGAGACCAAGGUAAAUCUUCCGAUUCUCUUGCAGAUUUAUGGAUUAGAAUUAGGUUCGAUGUUGUUUUUCUCUCAAUCGGUUUGGUUUUGUGUUUUCAAUCGACGGGUUUGAUAACGAUUUUGGGGAUUCAAUUUUUUUUUUGAAAUUAGGGUUUCGAAGAAUUUUUUUUCCAGUCGAUUUGGGGUUUAAGGUCGUUUGUAGGUAGGGUUUGAUUACGUUCGAUGUUGUUUUCCUCUCAAUCGGUUGGGUUUUUGUGUUUUCAAUCGACCGGGUCUGAUAACGAUAUUGGGGUUUCAAAAAAAAAAAUUUCACUCGAUUUGGGGUUUAAGGUCGUUUGUAGUUAGGCUUUGAUAACGAUUUUGGUUUUCAAUACCAUUUUAGCACUUGUUGUUAGCGUUUUGUACUUAUUGGUCUCAAAGAAGUUGAAUGUACUUAAGAGUCAUGUAGAUUAUAUGUUCAUUCAAAUGCUUGUUUCAAUUGAUUUCGGUUACAUGAUUUAUCUCAGGUUUACGAAGAAUGGGACAAGAUUAUUCAUACAGCCAGCCUUCUUCAUCAGAUGAGUACGACAUAACCUCACUUAUUCAAGCUGAAGCUGAACUGUACGGGGAUGAAGCUGAGAGUAACUACCAUAUUGCUGAGCCGCUUCAGUACCAACCUCAACCCGAGUGUGACGAAGGAAUCCCGAGGAUAUGCUACUGUGGUGGUGACCCUGUUGUUGCAAUAUCUUCCACGGCUAAAGAUCCAGGGAGAAGGUACUUCACCUGCCCCAAUGUCGAUGAUGGGGACUGCCACAUUUGGAAAUGGUGGGACGUGGCUAUUACGGAGGAGAUGCGUGAGUUUCAGACACAACUUAGGCAGCUUAAGGAUCAAGGUUUUGAGUGUGAGCAGAAGCUGGUAAAGCUACAGAAGACUGUCUGUGAGUUGUCUAAGAAGAAAUUGGGGAUUAUUACAAAUGCCUUUGCAAUGGAAGUUUGUCUAGUGGUCUCUGCAGUAGUUUUUUUAGGUUUGCCGGUCAUGUAUCUGUCUGGUAAGUUACUCUCUUGUGCUUUUGGGUUGGUCUUUAUGCAUUUUUGUUAAAAAAAAUUGUGACUGUUUGAUCUCAUGUUGUUACAUGAAGAGCUUCAAAGAAGUAAAAGCGAGUGUCUAAAACCUCGAGAGUGUCCGUAUAAUAAGGUACGAUGCUACUAUUUCCUAGUUAUAGUUGUGUAUGACUAUUGCUUUGUAUUAUAUAAAACGUAUAGUAGUGUAAAAAAUUGAAAACUUAAAAUCUAAAACUAAAAAAAAAAAUUUGAAAGUCUAUUUUCUUUGAAAGUAUUUGCGUUUAAAUGCUUGUUGUUUUGCUUUCCACUUCCUACCGCCUCAGAUGUGAUUGUUUUAAAUGUUUUAGAACGUUAUGAACUCGGUUUUAGUCUGAUUUGAUAUGUGUUUAAUGCAACUAGUUUGCUUUCUACCUUCCUAAC